AUGAUAAUACUCAGUUUCCUGCAAUCAAUUGCCUCAGGUUUAGUUAAACUUUUUAAAGAUGCACAAACGCGACAACAAUUAGCUAAUCUAUUCACAUUACUAUUAAUGCCUCCAGAAGAAGUAAUUGGUUUAUUUUGUGCUAUCGUCGAAGGAUUCAGUAAUAUGGAUGAUAAAUUAUUAAAAUUAACAGACUAUGUCUUAAGAAAUUAUAUUGAAUGCCCGAGAUAUCCUAUUGAAAAAUGGAAUCAUUUUAAUUUAAUAGAAGAAAGACCACGUACAAAUAAUCAUGUUGAAGGAUAUCAGCGUCAAUUGAAUGCAUAA
Messenger RNA from Didymodactylos carnosus, 321 nucleotides. NCBI's taxonomy places the organism in Eukaryota, Metazoa, Rotifera, Eurotatoria, Philodinida, Philodinidae. The record is from the annotation of a GenBank genome assembly.